CACUCUUUUGCAGCACAUAGAGUAGAGAGGAACGUUUCUGCUUUUGCACCACCGCCUUUUUCGCUUUUGUAAAAUAUAGACUUGGAAGCGCAACACCCGCAGCCGCACCACGUGACCAAAUGCGGAAAUCAUCCGACUGAGGAAAGUAGAACAGGAGGCGAGAGGUGAGGGUUUGGUGCCCGCCUGAUUUUCAGAGGCUGUUGCUGCUGCUGCUGCUACGUGUUUCGGAGAAGGUUUCCACUUAACCCCACGGUUAAAUGUACGAUUUCCGUAUGGUGUGAGUAAAGAGUUGUUUUGAGGUCGGACUGCUGAGAUGACAAGGCUGUGACCGUGUGUGACUAAGUGUGUCUGUAUUGGACUCAUUCCUGUGAGAUGGCUACUGCAAAGAAAAGUUGUGCUAAGGCGGGAGGCGUGCGCUUCUCAGAGGAACCCCACGCUGCAUCUUCACACGUUCAUUUCGAUGAAAAGCUACAUGACUCCGUUGUCAUGGUGACUCCAGAAGAUGAUGGCAACUUCUUGGUCAAGGUCGGCUUCCUGAAGACACAGCACCGGUAUGAAAUAGUGUUCACCCUUCCUGAGAUCCCAGCUCUGGGUAAAAAUGUGUGUCCAGCGCCGCUACCCGGCCCACACCUCCGGAUCACUGAUAUCACACCGGCACAAGAGGGAGGUCUGAAGAUAACGUGCGAGUACAUAACCCAGCACGAGGGAGUUCUGUGUGAGGAGGUGAUGCUGCUGAGCGAGACCAACGACGACGUCUGCGUCAGAGUUAAAGUUCACGCCAGAGUCAUGGGUAAGGUUGUGUUUAACAACAUAUAUGUGAUAAUAUAA
Neolamprologus brichardi is the source of this 828-nucleotide messenger RNA. NCBI's taxonomy places the organism in Eukaryota, Metazoa, Chordata, Actinopteri, Cichliformes, Cichlidae. The record is from RefSeq and is a predicted model, not a curated record.